GAAAUAGAGUUAUCCAGGUGGCUUGGGAAUGAGUGCGUGCGUUGCCCUGUUUACAUUAAUCUCACCGAGUUAACCUUUGUCACUGGUUUUGUUUACGUAUUCCGGAUCCGUUUCUGCACAGCGACUGCAGGAUCUGCAGGCUGCCCACGGGUUCUUUUCAGCAGGAAGCAAGUUCGGGGAUUAAAUCGGAGGCGGUCCGUCAAAAUAAAAACAUAAAAAUAAUGGACGUCGGACUGGACGAGAUCAUAAAACGGAAGAGGAGGCUCCAGGGAAAAAGGAGCCGAGGUCCUUUAAAUGGGAAAGGGCCGAUGCGUGGGCCAAAGGCAGGUGGAAUAAAGAAGAAGUUAAAACAGAGGAAAAGCGGUGGCAACAGCAACGGCAGCAGAGUUGGAGGUGGAGGCGGUGGCACUGGUAAAAUAGUCGACGCUCGUUUUAAAAUAAUAGAAAAGACAAGGUCCAAAAUUGUGGAUGCUCGAGAGAGGCUGAAUCAAAGACUAAAACAGACAGAUGCUAGGGAACGUAUUCUGAGAAAGAGCUCAAUUAGUAGCAUAGCCAAAGUGAGAGGCGAGGCUGUAAUUCCGAGGAGGACUAUCAGAAACCCUGUCGCACGGUUGCAAGACACAUUUGGAAGUACAUACAGGACAGCAAGGCCUGAUCCGUAUGGCAGGGCUUUAAAGACUGGGGCCGCGAGAGGGUCUACGGCGUAUAUGGACAUUGACUCUGAGUGGAACACGAGGCUUAACGCUCUUCCUCAUCUUGAGGUACAUUUGUCAAGGAUAAGAGACUCCCCGCCAGCAUGGACUCCAAUGGUAAGGUCUCCAGAAGAGCGGGCAAGGAAAGGAAAUACAACUUUGUACAGAGCAAAGGAAGAUAUUAAAUCCCGAUUGGAGCCUAUAAGGCAAGAAGGAUACAGGAUUGUCGUUUCCAAUCUUCAACCCUCUGUAACCCAUGAAGACAUUAAGGAAUUGUUCGAGGAUAUAGGUACUCUUAUAGGAUCGAGGGUCGUGAGGCCCGGGACUGCCGAAGUUGUGUAUAAAAAUAUGGAAGAUGCUGUGACAGCUGUCGAUACUUAUCACAACAGACAGCUCGACGGACAGCCGAUGAAAUGUCUUCUGGUCAAACCAAGGACAAACAAUAACAGCCCGGCUUCCAAAAGCAUCGGGACCAAAGGAUGCAUCGUCCCUGACACAAACACAGUACAUAAGGCACUUUUCAUGAAAUGACAACCCUGAGAUGAUUGUAGGCGAUUGAUUUUUAUUUAUAUCGUAAAUGCCUUUAUUUCUGCAAAUUUUAGUUUACAUACCUAAUAAAAAAAAUUUCAGACUACU
Messenger RNA from Cimex lectularius (bed bug), 1328 nucleotides. Its product is annotated as polymerase delta-interacting protein 3-like. The record is from RefSeq and is a predicted model, not a curated record. Gene Ontology annotation, cellular component: nucleus. Bases 222 to 1223 code for a protein of 333 amino acids. The transcript is spliced from 7 exons. Lineage: Eukaryota; Metazoa; Arthropoda; Insecta; Hemiptera; Cimicidae. Gene Ontology annotation, biological process: mRNA export from nucleus. Gene Ontology annotation, molecular function: mRNA binding.